AUGGCAUCUCAACCUAUCACCCGAUCUCCAUUUGGCUUCUUUCCAGCUGAGCUUGUCCUCCUCAUCAUCAGAGAGGCUGCACAGCCAACUUUUUCCCAAGCUGAAAAAUAUGCUGAUCAUAAUCCCUAUUCGACCACUCUUUCGCUAUGUCUCGUCUCCAAAAAUUUCAGGGAGAUCGUGCUUCCUUAUUUACUGCACACCGUAUCGCUCCCAAAAUCUCAGAACGUGAGAAAGUUCGUGGAAGCUCUGCAUAUGCAGGAAGCAUAUGCUCAGGAAAGCAGCCCCUUCCAAUUCGAGUACGCAUCUUUCGUACAGAAAAUUUGGAUUGGAGAGGACGGGGAUCUUGCAGAACCUAACUUGCUCAGAACCCUGGGCUAUGAACUGGCGUCUGAGCGCGAGCGUGCCAUGGGCCUGCUGGCUCCGGUGCUACUCACUGCGCCCUCCAUUGCCCUUGCCUGGACAAGUCUGGGCCUUCUUUCAGACUGCCUGGAAAUUGCAUGGGAGUCCCGUACAGACACAGACGUCAACAACGAACACUCCCCGCCUCCCUGGAAAACCCAAACUCUGACGCUAUCUGGUAAGGCAGAUAGCGUCAGACCAUGGGAGUUCCUGAUGGGUACUUCCCAUGGAUCUGCUUUCGUUGCUUCGAUCCUUCACCUCGCCUCCAACAACACGUCCAACAACACCCCAUGGGGACCCCUCACGGACACCCCCCAGACAUGGGCUGAGCUUGCUGAUAUGGGUUUCUUGUGCCACGAGGGAAUUGACCCUUGUUGGCUUGCCCAUUUUCUGAGCUAUGAUCAAAUGUACAACCUGCCUCAGUGGAUGGAGCGCACUCCAUGGGCUUCUUUUCAGAAGCUUCAAACAGUGUCAUUGGCCUAUGCGCAUGUCAGACGCCCUUUCAAUUCACCCGCAUUGAUCACAACGGGAUUGCCCUUGCAUGUGGAGGUGCUGAUGUUGUCUGCAUCCUUGCUGCGCCACCCUGUUCCGUGGGUGGCGAGUGGGUUUAUCAAGAGGGGUCCCGGAGAGGAGUGUAUUGUGUCGGAUGAUGUUCGUUUCAAGGUGUCCCGUUCUUGUUUACACUUUAGGUAUGCUCGUGAAGAUUGGCAGAAGGUUUGGGCAUGCGGAUUUGGGCGUUAUGAUUCUAAAGGCGACUAG
Molecule: messenger RNA, 1158 nt
Organism: Suillus clintonianus
Lineage: Eukaryota; Fungi; Basidiomycota; Agaricomycetes; Boletales; Suillaceae
Exons: 1
Coding region: 1-1158 (385 amino acids)
Source: RefSeq, a predicted model, not a curated record